GAGACCUCAGUAUCCCACUAAUCGUCAGAGGAAGGUUAUCGCGCAUUCAGUGUAAUGCCAUAGCUGUCUCGACGAUCCUCUUGUCUACUUUUAUCUCUUAUCGUCAUCUCUCUGUUAUUAACCCCGACCAGAUACCACCAGCGAUCACCUGUAUAUCUUAAGAGGCAGAGGAACAGACAACUACUCCACUCUACAAACUUACAAGCACUCACCCUUCUUCAUCACCGUGUUAUUCAACAUGAUUUACCCUGUUCUAGCUUCCCUGCUGGUUCUGGGUUGCAUGGCUUCCCAGUCUGCAUCGGGGGAAUUCAACUGUGUAGCUACUACUGGUUACCCGAAGGAAGUUUGCCACAUCUCAGCCUGUACUACUGCCAUUAAUGACCACAUCCAGCAUGAACUGAAUGCAGCAUUUACAUACAUGUUGAUGGGAGUUCAAUUUGGCCAGUACACAAUAGACAGACCAGGUAUUUCCAAGUUCUUGCUGGAAGCUGCAACAGAAGAGCGAAGCCAUGCCAUCCAGAUGUUAGACUACCUCAACACUCGGGGUAUCAAGUCAAGUAUGAUGACCAGCCCUGCCUACAACUUUAAAACUAUUGAAAAGAUCAAUGGAAUUAAAAACAUGACAUACGACAAAGCUUUACAGGACGCUCUCGAUAUGGAAAUUCAGGUGACAGUAAAGAUUUACGAAGUGGUGAAGAAUUGUGAAAAUGACUACCAUGCAGCUGAUGUAUUCACCAAUCCUAUUCUGGAGGAGCAGCAUGAUGGCAUUCGCAAGCUUCAGGGAGCUAUUCGUGCCUUUAAUGAUUUGACCCGAGGUUACACUAAUAAUGAGUCAGCAUAUGCUAUGGCAGAAUAUAUCUUUGACCGCAAAAUGCUGAAAGGCGAGAUUAUCCAGGGGAUGCACUAAAUGAAUAUAACUACUAAAGCUUAUGUGUUGUAGAAACCAUAAAAAAGUAGAAAACAUGAUGCAUUCAUAUUUCUUUUUCUAAUUUUUAUAAUACACAGGUUAACUUCCACCAAGGUAGAGUGGCCCAAACAAUGGAUAACUCAUUGUUAUUCAUUCAAUAAAUGUAUUGCCAGAAGUGCUGACAUUGUAGUUCAUAUGGCUCUCCGAACUGCAACAUCCUCCACCUCUCCUUCAGGGUGCACGCACUGUACUUCCCAUCUCCAGAACUCAAGUCCGGCUAACUGGUUUCCCUGAACCUCUUCAUAAAUGUUAACCUGCAUGUUAUGUCAUAAAAACCACUUGCCUCAUUUUUCUAAUAUAUUACUGAAAUCUUGCAAACUGAAAAUACACCUCUACACAAUUUUGUAUGUACAAACAAAGAUUUUAUUAAUUCAGUCUGGGGAAAUAUCCAGUACAGUAUUAAUCAAAUAUUAUACCAUUUCCACAUUAGGUACAAGGUUUUUUUGAAUGAGAUACUUUUAACAUUUUUUUUUUUGCAAUUUAUCAUGAUCUACAAUUCAGAAUGUGGAUAAUAAUUUUUUUUAUAUAAAGAUAAAUUAACAGUUUGAUUUGAGAGCCCCCUAGAGUUUGGGAUCUAAAAGUGUUAACAUUACCAGACUUCUGUAAACUUUUUCAUGUCCUGUUGCUAAAUUUAUUGUCUUUCCUAAGAGCAUAAACUUAGCUAGUUUUUGUGUUUUAUUUUACAGGUGAUAUUAAUAUAACUUUAUUGUAUAGCUUCUCAGUAUUUGUAUGUUUAACAGCACUACCUUAUGAGAUUAUUGUAGUGGUAAACAAUGUAUUGUAUAUGGCUGUAAUGAAAACUUUCGAGUAACCAAUAAAGACUUCACAGCCUGAAAAA
Molecule: messenger RNA, 1805 nt
Organism: Cherax quadricarinatus
Lineage: Eukaryota; Metazoa; Arthropoda; Malacostraca; Decapoda; Parastacidae
Product: ferritin heavy chain
Biological process (GO): iron ion transport; intracellular iron ion homeostasis
Cellular component (GO): cytoplasm
Molecular function (GO): ferrous iron binding; ferric iron binding
Source: RefSeq, a predicted model, not a curated record